Messenger RNA from Trametes versicolor FP-101664 SS1, 1221 nucleotides. RefSeq lists its product as uncharacterized. Lineage: Eukaryota; Fungi; Basidiomycota; Agaricomycetes; Polyporales; Polyporaceae. Bases 1 to 1221 code for a protein of 406 amino acids. Gene Ontology annotation, molecular function: lipid binding. The record is from RefSeq and is a predicted model, not a curated record. The transcript is spliced from 4 exons.
AUGGCGUCCGCAUCAGUCGACGGCGCCCCCGUCUCCCAGCAGGCCCAAGCGAAAGUGAACGGCAUCGUCCAACGAGACGCCGCCAAGGGGCGCGUGCCCAUCCACACCUUCGACCCCAAUUCCAGUCCCGAGUCCAAAGGUGCCGCCGCCGGCAAAGGAGAGGAUAAGCUUGGCCUCGAGAAUGCCGACGUGCAGACAGGCGCGAAAGAGCUUGCUGUGGACACGGGCACCGCGAACGCAAGUGUCCUCCCGACCAUCACCGUCGAAGACGUUGACCGGAGUCGAGCCGUCAACGGAAACGGAGUGGUCGCCAACGGUAACGGAGUCGCCGGACAGAAGGCAAACGGCGUCGCCUCACCAACAUCUCCCGCCUGGCCAGCCUCGCCUACCGAGCCCACCGACCCCGAAGCCCCUGGAGCAAUGCCGAACGGUCCUGCACCUGAGAUACCGGACCGGUACAAGCUCGGGUGGCGGGACGUUUCUGGAAUCGACAAGGCGCCCGCAGCGGCAGGAGACGAGGCCGACAAGGAAGUCCUGACUCUCUUUUUGAAGGAGCAAUUCUAUGGCGAGUGGUAUCACAAUGCAGCACUUAUCGUCGCAACCGUCAUCGUGACCCAUUUUCUAACUCGGUUCCACUUCGGCUGGGGUUGGCUUUUCAUCGUCCUCGCCUUCUGCAACACAUACUAUGCAACUUCCAUGAAGCGCGUCCGGGCGCGUGCCCGCGACGAUAUCCAGCGCGAGCUCGUCAAAACCCGUUUCAGCACUGAUACCGGAAUCGAGUCUGCGGAGUGGAUCAACAACUUCCUCGACCGCUUCUGGCUCAUCUAUGAACCCGUUCUUUCUCGCACUGUCGUCGCCUCCGUCGACCAGAUUCUAUCCACGAACUGCCCUCCUUUCCUGGAUUCGCUUCGCCUGAGCACCUUCACGCUCGGUACCAAAGCGCCUCGCAUCGACCGCGUGAAGACCUACGGACGCACCGAGGACGAUGUCGUGGUCAUGGAGUGGUGGUUCUCGUUCACCCCGAACGACACCUCCGAGCUGACGGAGAAGCAGAAGAUGGUGUGGGAGAGGCGGCGGCGGCGCGCGGCGGUAGGGACACUCAUGCAUCUGGAGAUCCUGUUCGAACGCGACGCGGUGGCGAUGCCUCAACCGUCUUGUAGGUCCAUCCUCCUCGCGCGCGCAAUGACAGGCAUGCCUUGGGCGCUGCCGCCGGCCCGCUGA